AUGGAUUCGCAGGAGGUACAGCUGAUACAGGCUGUUGAGAUAGCCUCCAAUGCGGCGUCCGUGGCAGACGCGAGCCUCGUGCCACAGGCGCUCGCUUACUUGGAGCAGCUGAAACAAAACACCCACGAAAGCUGGAGCACCGGCUGGGCGGUCUGGGUGGCCCGCGACGAGGGCAAUGCGCCCAAGUACGGGCACGCAGUGCGGCUCUUUGGGCUGAACUUGGUUGAUGACUUUUUGGACAAGCGCAUGCACGCCAUGGCGCAGCCUUCCGAGGCACUCGGGUUCCUGCAAGAGUCGGCGCUCAGUUACCUUCACAACGAGUUUGUCUCGGGGAACGGAGAACAGGGCGUGGUGUUUAUGAAGAACAAGCUCGCGCAGACGCUCGCGCUCCUCGUGCUGCAGACGUACAGCCUCACCAGCUCGUACUCGUUCCUGACCGCUUUGCUGUCGCUCUGUACGACGCAUCCGCCGAGCGAACAGGUGCCGGAGGGCACGCUGAACGUCAUGGCGACCGACCUCGUGCUGCGUGUCCUGCACGAUCUGUCGCUGAACCUCGGAUCGGACGUCACCUUGCGCUCGGUACGCACCAAGGAGCGCCUGCAGCGCGACGCCGUGGUCCGCGACGAAAUCCGCGCACACCACGCCGCGACCAUCGCCGAGCUUCUGUGGAAAGUGAUCCAGGACUCGCUCCAGGCGAUGGCGUCGGGCGUGCCACUCAGCGACGCGCCCCGUAUGCUGCACGCGGGCGCCGCGGGAAGUCUCGCUCAGGUCGCGAUGGCCGUCGUGGGCGACUAUGUGACGUGGAUCGAUAUCGGCCUGGUGAUUAACAUGGAUACGGUCACGAUCCUCUUCAAUGCGCUGCACUCGCAGCACCCUCAGCUGCGGUGCGUCACGGCGGAUACGCUGUGCGAGAUUGUGUCCAAGGGCAUGAAGCCAGCGGACAAGCUCUCGCUGAUCCAGGGCCUGAAGCUCGACGAGGUCAUUGCCUCGCUAGAGUCGUCGACGCGCGGCACGAGCGACGAUGCACAGACCGAGCUGCGAGAGCACCUCGCCAAGCUUGUCAAUGCGCUCUGCACCGAGCUCUGCAAGAUCUGCGAGGACAAUGCAGGGGCCGAGGGCGAGACGCGCGACGUGGCAAACGCCAAGCUCCUUGAUCUCUUGCAGCUCGUGCUCGCCUUUCUUCAGGACGAGUACGACGAGCCGACGGAGCAGGUCUUGCCGUGUAUCCACCUGGUGCUUUCGCUGUACAAAAAGACCAAGCGCCAAGGGGAGACGAUGGGUGUGGGCCUGAGCCCGGCACAGGGCGAGUUUAUCGCGCAGCUCAUUGCGCUCGUGCUGGGCAAGCUCAAGUUCGACCCCGAGAUGGACUGGGAGGACUCGUCGCUUGUCGGUGGCCCGGCGGACGCGGACGCAGACGAUGCGGAAGAGGACGACGAGCAUCUCAUCAAGUUCUACGAGCUGCGCAAGCAGCUCCAGAUGAUCCUCGGUGCGAUCGCUGCGAUUGACGAGCCGUUGGUCUCCAACACCAUCCACUCGCUUGUCUUUUCGACGCUGGCCAUGGGCGAGCAGCAGGAGCUGCCUUGGGAGCAGGCCGAGCUCUGCUUGUACGCGACCUACACCUGCGGCGAGGUGCUCACGUCGAUCCGCGGCAACAAGGUCGGUCUCGGCCCGCACUCGUUUGUCCAGCUUCCGGAAGAGAACGGCAAGACGCGCAACGUGCGCCAAUCGGUGUCGGUCUACCAGGCGCUGCCCGCGAACCAGCUCGGCGAGAUCAUGCAGCGCCUGUUCCGCUCCAACAUCUCCGAGCACCCCCACCCCGUCGUCCAGCUGCAGUACUUUGAGUGUAUCGUGCGCUACUCGUCGAGCUUCUUGCUCUGGCCCGAGUUUAUCCCGAGCGCUCUCUCGGCAUUCUUGGACGGCCGUGGACUGCGCAACGCGCGUGUCGGUAUGCGCCGCCGGAUCAACUACCUCUUUUACCGCUUCGUGCGGGAUACGCGUACGACGAUCCCCUCGGAGUUUGUCCCAAAGCUCCUGGAAGGCAUGCAGGAGGCCUUUUACAUCCAGGCCGUGCUGCCCGAUGUGACGCCGGAAGAGGACCCCCUCGCAAAGGCAACCGAAAAGGCCGGCGCGUUCGACAGCCAGCUGUAUCUCUUUGACACGGCUGGCCUGCUCAUUGCGCAGCUCGGCUCGACGCCCGAGACGCAGGUGAUGCUCUUCAAGGCGAUCACUGCGCCCCUCGCCGAGCAGCUGCAGCAGACCGUCCAAGCGUUCGGCGCCGACAGCAGCAACCUGCAGCUCGUGCUGCAGGUGCACCACCUGAUCCUGGCCCUGAGCACUCUCGCGAAAGGGUUCCCCGACUACGACGCGAACCGCUCGACGGAGCCGGCGUGGAUCCCCGAGUUCAAGCCGGUGACGGAGCAGAUUCUGCUCGCGCUCACGGCCCUGAACCAGUUUAUGAUCAUCCGCGAAGCGGCGCGUGGCGCGUUUGCACGCAUCGUCACCUCGGCAGGCCCCGCCGUGCUGCCGUACAUACCCACACUGAUCAAUGCACUGGUGAAUGAGGUGACCGAGUCAGAGCUCGUCGACCUCCUCAACUUCUUUGGGCUGAUCACCCACAAAUACAAGAAGGACGUGCGCAACGUGAUGGACGAUCUGUUCAUUGUACUCGUCAACCGCAUCUUUUCGUUCCUGAACCAAGGCGUACAGGGCACAGACGACCUAGUGCGUCGCUCGGACAUGGAACGCGCCUACUUUGGUCUGGUCAAUGCACUGCUUUCCGCGGGCCUCGACGGCGUGCUCGUCUCGGAAAAGAACCAGCAGCAGCUCCAGUCGGUGCUGCAGAGCCUUGUGUUCUACGCUGAGAAUGGCGAGCCGCUCACGCAGCGCACUGCGAUCGGCGUGCUGAUUCGUCUCGUGUCCCUCUGGGGCACGCGCCAAGCCAAUGACGCUGCCGCGGUCCUGCCGGGCUUUGAGCAGUUCAUGUAUGACGCCAUGCUUCCGCUCGUGUUCCAGGUCCCAUGCAAGCCCUCGUUUGAUACCAGCGACGCCCAGUCGCAGCUGGUGCUCUCCGAGCUCAGCUCGCUGCUCAAGGCGAUCUACCAGGCGCGGGGAGACGAAUUCAUUCAGUACCUCACGGGUGCCUACCUGCCGAGCGUCCAGUGCCCGUCGGACAUGGGAAUGGAGCUCGCCCAAAAUAUCCAGACGCUCGAAGCGAAGGCGCUCAAGCGCUACCUCGAGUCGUUUAUUGCCAAGUCGCGUGGCGCUUAA
This is a messenger RNA of Malassezia japonica, 3267 nucleotides long. It is a transcript of the gene LOS1, whose product is annotated as pre-tRNA nuclear export protein. Lineage: Eukaryota; Fungi; Basidiomycota; Malasseziomycetes; Malasseziales; Malasseziaceae. The record is from RefSeq and is a predicted model, not a curated record. Gene Ontology annotation, cellular component: nuclear pore; nuclear matrix; cytoplasm. The transcript is spliced from 2 exons. Gene Ontology annotation, biological process: tRNA re-export from nucleus. The coding region runs from base 1 to 3267 and encodes 1088 amino acids. Gene Ontology annotation, molecular function: small GTPase binding; tRNA binding.